Beta vulgaris subsp. vulgaris (sugar beet) is the source of this 1101-nucleotide messenger RNA. RefSeq lists its product as hypothetical. NCBI's taxonomy places the organism in Eukaryota, Viridiplantae, Streptophyta, Magnoliopsida, Caryophyllales, Amaranthaceae. The coding region runs from base 183 to 950 and encodes 255 amino acids. The transcript has 3 exons. The record is from RefSeq and is a predicted model, not a curated record.
AAAGAAAGAGGAAAAAGCAAAAGGCAAUACAAUAGCAUGACUCAUAUUUUAACACAUUAUCAUUCUCCAUCAUGAAUCAUGAUUAUCCUUAACAACCUACAUAUUAGAUUGAUCAACAUAUAUAAAGACACAUUCUCUUUCCUCAUUUGCUCUUCACCACUCUAAAAUUUUAGGCAAAAGCAAUGGGGAAAACACGGGGGAAAAAAUUGCAAGCAUUUUGUGUAAAUAGAAUUAGGCCACUUGUUAAGGUUCCCGUGCAAAACAAAUUAGGUAGUAAUUCACCAUAUUAUAGUGUUAAAAAAUCUGAUCAGAAUAAUCAAGUUGAAGGGAACAAUUAUGCCAAAAUUGAGGAAGAUUCUGAGAAAUUGAAGACAAGUGAUCAAGGGAGGAAAAUCAUGGUGGUGGUUGAUUCAAGUGUUGAGGCCAAAGUUGCACUUCAAUGGGCACUCACUCAUACCGUUCAGAGUCAUGACUCUAUCAUUCUUCUCUAUGUAGCUAAGCUCACAACCAAGAUAGGCUUUCCAAGUAGCCUUAAUAACCAUAUCGAUAUUACAGAAAAGGAAGAGUCAAGGAAAAAGAUGUCUCCAAAGAUUUAUGAGCUACUACACUCUAUGAAGAAGACAUGCCAGUCUAAGAUGCCAGAGGUAGAAGUGGAGGUAAAGAUGGCAGAAGGAAAAGAAAAAGGACCCACCAUAAUAGAAGAGGCAAGGAAACAAGAAGUGUCUUUACUAGUGUUGGGUCAAAAGAAGCAGUCAACAACAUGGCGAUUGCUACUAAUGUGGGCAAGUAACAAGGUUGCGACAGGCGUGGGUGGCGGUGGUGUCGGGGUGGUGGAGUAUUGCAUACAACAUGCAACUUGUAUGGCACUAGCUGUACGACGGAAGAGUAAAAGAGUAGGAGGAUAUUUAAUCACAACUAAGCGUCAUAAAGACUUUUGGCUCUUAGCUUAGUUGUAAUGGACAACUUGUGCCUUUUUCUUUGUAUACUUGUGGAGUGUUUCAUCUCAUAAGUUUACCCAUUUGUUAAUACUUCGUACAUCUAAAGGUAAGAAUAUGUGUCCCGUCAACGUACGUAAUUUAAUGUAUUUAUGACGAAUAUAUA